Molecule: messenger RNA, 3738 nt
Organism: Necator americanus (New World hookworm)
Lineage: Eukaryota; Metazoa; Nematoda; Chromadorea; Rhabditida; Ancylostomatidae
Exons: 34
Coding region: 1-3738 (1245 amino acids)
Biological process (GO): protein targeting to vacuole; neurotransmitter receptor transport, postsynaptic endosome to lysosome; synaptic vesicle budding from endosome
Cellular component (GO): membrane coat; presynaptic endosome; terminal bouton
Source: RefSeq, a predicted model, not a curated record
AUGCCGAGCACCUCCAAGACAUCGAGAGCUGCAGCCUCUUUGCUCGAUAUCACAGAGGCAGGUUUUGUGCUGUUCGAACAGAUGGCGCUGCGCAAGGUGCGCAGCAACCUUGACAGGCUGUUCGAUAAGAGCCUCACCGACCUUAUUCGUGGCAUCCGAAACAACAAAGAGAAUGAGGCACGAUACAUCGCUUCAUGUAUUGAGGAAAUCAAAAUGGAACUCCGUCAGGACUCAACCUAUAUCAAAGCAAAUGCCAUUGAAAAGUUGGCAUACCUCCAAAUGCUAGGUUACGACAUUUCAUGGGCUGCUUUCAACAUUAUCGAAGUAAUGGCCUCAACGAAAUACACUGAGAAACGCAUAGGUUACUUAGCGGCAGCGCAAUGUUUUAAUGAUACUACCGAGGUGUUGAUGUUGACCACAAAUUUGAUACGGAAGGAUCUGAAUAGUGCAAACAUGUACGAUUCUGGUGUUGCACUUGGUGGUCUGUCGUGUUUUGUUACUCCAGACCUUGCCAGAGAUCUUGCAAGUGAUAUCGUGAACUUGCUCUCCUCGUCUCGACCAUAUACUCGAAAACGAGCAGUGCUGUUGUUGUACAAGAUUUUCCUCAAAUAUCCGGAAGCCUUGAGGCCAACUUUUCCGAGGUUGAAAGAUAAACUCGAAGAUCCAGAUCCAGGUGUUCAAAGUGCUGCUGUAAAUGUCAUCUGCGAACUCGCCAGGAAGAACCCGAAGAAUUACUUAACGUUGGCACCUGUCUUUUUCAAGUUGAUGACGACAUCAAGCAAUAACUGGAUGCUGAUAAAAAUCAUCAAACUAUUUGGAGCGCUGGUACCAUUGGAACCGCGUCUUGGGAAGAAGCUUCUAGAGCCGCUCACGAACCUCAUCAAUAGCACGUCAGCAAUGUCCCUUCUGUAUGAAUGUAUUAACACCGUAAUUGCCGUUUUAAUCAGCAUCUCUGCUGGAGGCGAUCAUGCUGCAAGUAUACAGUUAUGUGUGCAAAAGCUUGGAGUUUUGAUAGAGGAUUCGGAUCAGAACCUGAAAUAUCUCGGUUUGUUAGCCAUGGGCAAAAUUCUCCAAACACAUCCGAAGGCAGUGCAAGCUCAUAAGGAUAUCGUUUUGCGAUGUCUUGACGAUAAGGAUGAAAGUAUUAGGUUGAGAUCGCUCGACUUGCUUUACGGCAUGGUAUCAAAAAAGAACAUUAUGGAGAUUGUGAAGAAGCUAAUGGAGCAUGUGGAAUCUGCCGAAGGCUCUCAUUACAGAGACGAGCUCCUUUCGCGCAUCAUUGGAAUUUGUAGUUAUAAUAAUUAUCAAUUCAUCACUAAUUUUGAGUGGUACAUCUCAGUGUUGGUGGAAUUGACGAAAGUAGAAGGCACAAAGCAUGGUGCGAAAAUAGCGGAACAGAUCCAAGACGUUACGGUGCGGGUGGAAUCGAUUCGACAUUUUUCUGUGUCACAAAUGGCGCUAUUGGUUGAAAAUGCUCACAUUCUUUUGGCUGGGAGUGCCCAACAAAGAAACAACAUUUCUGAGGUCUUGUUGGCAGCCGCUUGGAUUUGUGGAGAAUAUAGCCAGCAUGUUCGAAACGUUCCAUCAGUUCUGGAGUCGAUGCUAAGAGCUCGAACGUCAGUGAUGUCUGGUCAUAUAUUAUCGGUUUAUGUGCAGAAUAUUGGAAAACUGUACAGUACUUUGUUGUCAAAAGCUGAAGAAGAAGAUGACUGGGAUGCUAUUGAAUCCUUAGAUAACUUAAUGCUAUCAAAACUGGCUGACUUUGAGUUAGCGGAACAUUUGGAGGCUCAAGAAAGGGCAUGCACUCUGAUGAGUAUAUUGCGUGUUGUGGAAGCGGCUCAUGGAAAGCGUGAAAAAAUUGCAGCAGACAUUGCAAAGUUAUACGAAGGGGAGUUAAACCCAGUGGCAGCGAAAGCACAACGAAAAGUUCCAGUGCCAGAGGGCCUUGAUCUCGACGAAUGGAUAAAUGAACCAUGGCAAGACACGCCGGAAUCGAGCGAGGAAAGUGAUGUCGAUGCUACUUUUGGUCAACCGGCUCCACGAAUUCGUAGUGAGUUCACCAGUUUUGGGAAUGUACCAACGUACGAGGACCAACCGAAAUUUGGUGAGAAACCCAAGAAAGGCAAACGGAAGGAAUCAUUAGAACUCAGCCCUGAGGAGAUCGAGAGAAGGCGUAAGGCCCGAGAGGCUGAAAGAGAAAGCAAUCCCUACUAUGUGAAAGGUUCUGCCACUGUUCCGAAACGUCCUACACGGUUCGUAACUUUAGAAUCUGCUCAUGCUAACGAUGUCGAUAAAGUGGAUAUCCAGAGCCCGCUGGAGAUUCCUGGAGUAGUGGGUUUGUCACGGUAUAUGGAACAACAAGAUUCUACUUUGACGUGGAAGAAAGCUAAGGAGGACACGAAGAAGAAAAAGAAGGGCAAAAAAGGAAAAAAGAAGAGGCGUGCCAGUACAACUAGUGAAGAGGAAGUUGCUGUAGUGCAUCAGGUCAAUCGCGCAGAUGGUGAAAUGCCAGAAGGAGCGAAGUCAACGGAUGACGAGGACAAUGCAGCGAAUGUAUCUGACGAAUUUCGAGCGUUGGAUAUCAAUUUGGAUGAACCUCUAAGACCUGAAGAGGUAGUACGAGGGCCACCAAUCUACACACGGCAACGUGCAUCACCUCCACGACCAGCGCUGGUGCCACGAUCUCCCACCACAAUGUCGUAUCAAGGUCGCUCUCCUUUCGAUCUCAACGACAUGCCUAAGAAGAAGAAAAAAGAGAAAUUGGGGAAUGAUGAUGGAGCGCUGAAGAAGAAAAAGAAGAAGAAAGCAGCAGUAACAGCAGCUGCUUCUGCUAAUACUAAUGUUAUUAAGAGUUCGGAAAUCGACAUAGAUGCGUGGUUGCGGGAUGAAACUCCUGCCGUCGUUGAAAAUUCUCGGUCUGAGAAGAAGACGAAGAAGAAGAAAAAGCUGGCAGUAGCGCGAGAGGCUUACGAGGAGACCUCUGGGGUGUGCACACCCUCCAAUCCUAAUCUUGACCGAGGUAUCUCACCAAAACUGAGUCACUGCACAGGACCCGGCAGUACAAAGCUAUGCUCUAACGCGGAUCUAUGUGUGGACUUCACGUCAUCGUCUAAUCCUAGUAGUGAUGAAGUGGUAAUUAAAUUAGGUCUAUUGAUCACGGGAGCACGACGUUUGAAGGAUAUCGAAGCCAACGUUGUGGAUACGUUGAAUGCUCGGAUGGUUAGGAGUGAGCCUGGUUUCUUGCUGCCGACGACGUUAUCGUCAGGAGAGCACGGAGAACUUCGUCUACACAUCGCUGUUACGUCAAAGACAGUUUCUCAGACUUUGAGAGGAACGAUCACGUAUCUCGUAGAGGAAGAGGAUGGGUCGGUUCCAGGGAAACUGGAUUUCAAAGUACCACUGAGAAGCACAGAUUCGCUGCUAUCAGUGAUGAUAACUAAGAACAACUUCUCUCAGUUGCUCGCCGGUGGUAGCGUGGAUUUUUCAGCUUCGGCUCAAUUUAUGUCUGAGCAUGGUUUCCGCGAACUACUCACUAGGAUUACUUUUGUAGGACAUUUUUCUGUUGUGGAAGAGGUCGCAUCAGCAGCGUCCCUUUACGCAACGACUACGUCAGGAGAUCCUAUUUGCGUAUUGCUCAAGAAAAAUGAAGAAAAUGUGCACAUUGGUUGCAAAACUGGUGAUCAGAAGUUGGCUGACGUUGUCGUCGAGGACUUGAAAGAUAUCUGUUCGAGAGUAUAA